UCAGUCUGUCACUUACUAGCAGACGUUUUUGUUGUUGUUUGUUUGUUGCUGUGUGUUUACACGUUAUUGGCAGUCAAGCACCGAGCACUCUUCCUGGCCGGGCGGGGUGUUUUGAACUACAACCACAGAAGAGUUGAAGCCCGUAUUUCAAUGGUGUUGAUGGCACUCAGAAAACAUUAUUUCUUAACAAUAUUGUUCCAAUCCUAACAAAACAUGGGGAGACUUGGAGGCAACAGGAGAAUAGCUCUACGUAAGCGCUUUACGAAAUCAAAACAACGUUCUGUGAAGAAGAAUCCUGAUACAUGCUUGACUGAUGAAUCUGGAGCAGAGCAUAUUUCCGAUGAUGUACAAGCUGUAACUGAAAACCCACCCUUGACCCAACCAGUGCACUGUCCUGAUACUAGUACUCUGACUCAAGCAAGAGCAUCUACUCCAACUGAUCAGUUCUCCGCACACGUUGCUACUGAACAGCCAUGCUGUCUCAUUGAUACUUAUUACUCUAUUGACAACAAUUUGAGUACAUCACCAGCUGAUUGCAAGGCAAUUGAUGCUUCUCUUGAUAUUCGGAGCUUACCUGUCAAUGCCAAUCAAUCUGUAAAUGUGCCUUUUGAGGUUCAACAGAUCAAUUCAGUUAGGGAAAUCACCAAAGUUAACCAAAGUGCAUCUACUCACCAAUGGAGAGGUGCUGUUCCUUUUAAGGUCGCAGAAAUUAAAAUAUUAGAGGAUACAUCAGAGUGUCCUGACACAUCAUGUGAGCUUCAGUUAAGUUCAUCACCUGAACCCAUCCUUGCCAAGAUUUUUCCAUCCUCGUCCAACAUUUGUAAUCUUGAGGAAGUUGAAACUCGCCUGAAACAUUCUUUGCCACCAUAUUGGCAGUGCAUUAAUUGGACUGUCACAGGUGAUAAUGGAAUCUCACUGUUGAAGCUUGCUGACAGUAUGUGUUUUUUACCACAGAGACAAAUUCACAUCUCUGAAAAUGGUGUUGUGCAUUUGUUUGUACAUGGCAAACCCUUAGGACUUGACCAUGAAAUAUGGGGAAAGCUGCCAGAGAGAAUCUCACUGUCCACUCAUGCUGUGGAUGAGUCCUUUGAGUAUGCCUUGGCUAUUUGGAAAUUAGUGAGGCGUUAUGAUAUCUGUGCUGGGUGCAAUCAACCGCAGGAACAGCCUGUAGCAAAUAAAAUGGAAAGAGCAGUUUUUUCUCCUAAUAUGUUUAGGGAAAGUAAAUAUUCUACCACAUACAGGUCAGUGGAUUGUGGACUCUUAGUUAUUCCUGUCACUAGAAAUACUGUAUGUUCUGCAUGCAGGAUUCUGCGAUCGAAUAUUAGAAAAAGAAUUAGUAGGCAAGCUAUCAAAGAUAAAAAAGAAGUCUGAGAUAUUAGAAAUAGGUUUAGAAAUUGCAGAGGGGCAGGUGGGUAGGGUGACAGUGCAAUUGCUUGUCAUGAAACUUAACUGAUGCGUACGGCGUACAUCCAAAAUUGAAGAGGUGCAGAAUUACAGUGUUUCAGAUAGUUUGUAAGAUGCUCACUUUCAUUUUAUUCACCGUAAAUGGUGUCAGAAUUGUAACUGCCACAUAUGUUGUUAAAAAGAUUAAUGCUGAAUCCUUAA
This is a messenger RNA of Thrips palmi, 1605 nucleotides long. RefSeq lists its product as uncharacterized. NCBI's taxonomy places the organism in Eukaryota, Metazoa, Arthropoda, Insecta, Thysanoptera, Thripidae. The coding region runs from base 214 to 1371 and encodes 385 amino acids. The record is from RefSeq and is a predicted model, not a curated record. The transcript is spliced from 6 exons.